Messenger RNA from Colletotrichum destructivum, 1853 nucleotides. RefSeq names its product Putative PD-(D/E)XK nuclease. The transcript has 4 exons. Lineage: Eukaryota; Fungi; Ascomycota; Sordariomycetes; Glomerellales; Glomerellaceae. The coding region runs from base 165 to 1490 and encodes 441 amino acids. The record is from RefSeq and is a predicted model, not a curated record.
AUUUCACCUGCAACUCAAACCAACAACGCCAAAGAUUGGCUGUCGUUCAGCGCGUCAGGAUCAUGUGCGCAUUUCGCAUUCAACCCACCCACAGAACAACUUCCAAAUAAGAGAGGACGCUGCGCCAAUACCUUAACAAAUGCUGCUGCUCUACAAGCGUGACUAUGCCCUUGCUUGAAGCACAAAUUUAUUCAUGGCUACACCAACUUGACGACCAGACGUCUGAUGCCGCCGCCGCCGCCGUUGCCUCGAUAAAACCCAUCCCCGAACAGCGCCAAACCUCCCAAAGUCGCAAGCGCCACUGGCCUCUGACCCCGGUCUCGUCUUCCGACAUGGAGGCACCGUCAAAAAGACGACGAGAGGAUCUUGCCUCCUUAUCUACCUCGGCAUCGACCUCCGCUUCGGUCUCAGGCUCCGAAAUGGAUAUCGAAGCGACCCCGCGCCAGCCCAAAACGUUCCGCCCCAACCUCCCUGCCCGAACCUCGUCCCAACGAAGUAACGUCAGCUCGUCACGUUUGUCACCCAAGAAGCAGCUCGCCGACCGGCAGAACAAGCCGUGGCCCAUACUAGUCCGCCAGUACGGCCCGGAUGAGGCUGACCUUCCCUCAUCCCUGCGCCAGCUGUGGAAAGACCUGGCCAGGUACAGCAGGGGAACCAAGGUUAUUGCCAAAUCUGCAGAGGAGGAAAUCACGGCCGCCAAGGCGACGUCGCCGCACCUGGAUACCAUUGAGCCGUGGUACUAUGAUGACACGGCAACUCGAGAUGGACUCGGGGCUUCGCCGCCCGUCACGCAGGUCUUGUCUCUCUUGGCCGAUGCCAAGGUCUGCUCCAACGAGGGCUUCUGCGAGGCGUCCUGGAACAUGACGGUGCACCGGGAGGUCCUCAAACUUGCGGUGCGGCAAUACACUCCAACAUCGGAAGAGGAGGUGUUCUUCAUCCCAUGUCCCACUGCUAAGAUCAUGGACAUGUAUACGGACACGCGAGGCCCUUCCCGCAAAGUUGACUUCUGUAUGCUCAUCGAGCCGCAGGGCCCUGCCGCCGACGCCAUCCGGGCAAUACAAUACCAGGACAACCUUUUCAGCCAGUCUCUGAACCAUACCGACUAUCAGCCAUUGCGCCGGCGGCCUAUAGCGCUGAGUAUCGAAACCAAAGCGCCUGGAGAAGGAAUCAACGACGCCCAGAGCCAACUUCUGGUCUGGCUCGAAGCCCAGUGGCGUGUAUUGGAGCGGCUUUCCAAUCGAGUGGAUCCUUCGGUGCUGCUGCCGGAAUUCCUCCCGGGUGUCAUUGUCGAAGGACACCAAUGGUAUUUAGUAGCGAGCACAAAGAGCAAAACAGAAACGAUUUUGUGGAUGAAGCAGCUCAUAGGUACCACCGAGGAGGCGAUUGGCAUUUACUCCAUUGUCUGCGCGCUGCAAUACCUGGCUCAUUGGAUCCGGACUGUCUACUGGCCUGCUUUCAAGCGGUUUCUGUCCCUUUCCCCAUUGACAUGAGGGAUGUCAAACACAACAGGACCCAUGAUAGGCUCUGCUACCCCGUCCUUGUCGGAGAAGGCUGCGCCAAAGAAGGUUCGACGGCCAUCUCAGCGAGCCGUGUCGGAAAUAAUCCUAGCCUUUUUUCUAGCCGUAAGGCAUGCAUGGAGUUAGUGACCAAUACACAAGACUCUCGAAAAAGGCUGUAAGGUGUCAAACCUGCGAGAACGCUUGUUAUUGUUGUUGUUGUUGUCGUUGUAUUUAAGUAUUUAACGCCAUGGCGGCAAGGGUAGAACCCUUGUCGCAGACCUCCCGAGGGGUAUGUGGCGUGGAGGGCCGCAAACUAGAGCUACAUAUUCUGCAGUAACUUGCCCUUCUUUUCGU